This is a messenger RNA of Salarias fasciatus (jewelled blenny), 7358 nucleotides long. RefSeq names its product caspase 8 associated protein 2 (gene casp8ap2). Lineage: Eukaryota; Metazoa; Chordata; Actinopteri; Blenniiformes; Blenniidae. The record is from RefSeq and is a predicted model, not a curated record. Gene Ontology annotation, molecular function: transcription corepressor activity. Gene Ontology annotation, cellular component: PML body; mitochondrion. Gene Ontology annotation, biological process: Fas signaling pathway; extrinsic apoptotic signaling pathway via death domain receptors. The transcript is spliced from 9 exons. Bases 316 to 6369 code for a protein of 2017 amino acids.
CCUGUGAAGAGGUCCUGUCUGUCGCUACCCGGUCUGACAGCCUCCUCUCAGCAGAGAACACCGGAGAACGUCGCUUCGCCCGCCUGUCCGGGGCGGUUCGGACCGGAUCCGCUCCAGUCGAACCUCCGCGCGUGAGGCAGGAGAGGACAGGCGCGUGACCCGCCUGGCGAAGCGUGCUGCCGAAAUCCGUGAACCCGCCCCAGCUGCUGCAGACCGCGCGAAAAUGUCGUCACUUCCGGUGCGAUGAAGUGUUGGCGCGGCGGUGGUAAACAACAGGAGGACGUGCUGUAGAGGAGCCACUCAGACCACUGCAGGAUGGACCGCACCUGUGCUCCCCCGGGAGCCAGCGAGGACUCUGUGGACAUCUACGACGGGCUGGACGUGGGCGUGAGCGGCUGUGCAGGUGAAGCCUCCCGGCCUGGGUCGAGCGUUCCGCUCCCAGCCGGGACGUCAUGUGACCGUGUGCUUCCAGAGUCGCCUCGAGUCGCCGCUCGCCUCCGAGAGUCCAUGGACCUGUACGAGGAGCUGGUGACCGAGGAGGAGCGCUGCAAGGAGGCGUCGUACGCCGAGUUGAAAUCCAGAUUUGAAGCAGCUCAGAGCCAAAUUGAGGAGCUGAGAGCGAGGCUGGAGCAGAUGGAGACCCAGAACUCGGGUCUGACCAGUGAGAACUGCUGCCUGAAGAAGAACCUCUCGUCUCUUCUUCAAACGGCCCGACAGGAAGUGAAGAGGAAAGACGCGGAGAUCUUGAGGCUGUCUCAACGGUCACAGAAGUCCCACUACCAUCCACAGCCUCGCUUCAGUCUGCAGGAUCCACAUCAGUCUCAGCGCGCCUCCACAGUCACCUCCUCCAGUAAACCACCUCCUCCACCCCCUGGCCCCGCCCCCGCGGCUCCGCCUCUGCCACCGCGUCCUCCCGGGGAUCCGGCUCAGACCUGCAGGAGGGAAGGCACCGAGACGACCGGAGCGCCGAAGCCGUCGUCUCACGCUCCGCCCAGAAGAGACUGUGAAGCGGCCGACAGACUGACGCCCCGGUGCCGAGAGGACAAGCAGAGUGAAAAAGACUCGGAGACACCCGCCAGGAGACCCCGAGGCGCCUCGGAGAGGCCGGGCCCGGCCUCCGAGCAGAUCCGAUCCCACCGAGCCGAAGGGCGACGGCAAGGCGAAGUCUCAGACGGAGAGACGAAAACCUCGUCUCCAGACGCCUCGCACAGAUCUCAGUCCGAUAAGAAAGCCAGCAGCAGCAGCAGAGAGCGAAGGCACGAUAAAUCCAGAUCGGAGUCUGACCGCGGAGCGCCGCGAGGCUCUAAAGACGUCCACAGCCGAGAGCGAGAAGAGAGGACGAGCAGGACGGGCGACAAGCACAGGAGAGGGAGUCGCCACGCCGAGCGCCACAGCGAUCCCGCCAAGGAGCGCAAAGAUCCCCGAGACAGGAACCACCAGAGGAGGGAGGACCGGCGGCGGGAAGACGACGGCCAGCAGCGGCCGAAGCUCGACAGUCAGACAGAGAGCGGGCGAGAACGAGACAAACGACGGAACAAAGAGGACAAACGAGAAAAGACGGUGAAAACAUUCCCCAGAGAGUCAGCUGAUGGGAGGAAACCCGGCGGCGAGGAAAACAGCCCCAGCAGGAAGCUGUGCUUCAUGGAGACGCUGAAUUUAACGCUCUCCCCCAUCAAGAAGCCAGCGCCGGCCAGCGGCGGCGGCCAGGAGGCAGAGGGGGGACGGACGCCAGACGGGGACGGAGACCCGCCCCGGCUGGAGGACAUGUGCGUCAUUGAUGAAGCCGACGUCAGCGAGUCGGAAGCAGGACUCGCCGAGGCUUCGAAUUCAGCUCUGAACGGACAGGAGGGGGGGCUCGGUCCCCGGCGGUCCCCGGACACAGCAGAACCUGAAGUCCCUGUGCUCCCAGGACCAGAACCACAGGACAGCCCCUCCUGCCAGGGGGGGCGGGGUUUGCAGCACCACCAGGACCAGGUCCGGACGGACUCUGAGAGCCGGGCAGAUGGCGCCGAAUCGGAGGACGGAGACCCCACGGAGUCUGGACAGCGCACCAGCAGGAAGCUCCAGUCAGCUGACUGCGGGGAAAGCAGCGGUCCGCCUGCUGCUGUGGAGGACCCGAUGGUUCUCCGUCCAGGACCGGUUCCUCAGAGCUCCUCCCAGGAUUCGCCCAGACAGCUCGCCGUUCCUCCACCGCCAGCAGAGGGCAGCGCCGCCGAAGACACGAGCCUCAGGACCAGUCCUGACCAGGAAGCUCGUUCUCCUGCCCCCCCUCAGGACUCCCCACAGAAACCAUGUCCUCCUCCUGCCCCCCCUCAGGACUCUCCACAGAAACCAUGUCCUCCUCCUGUCCCCCCUCAGGACUCUCCACAGAAACCAUGUCCUCCUCCUGUCCCCCCUCAGGACUCUCCACAGAAACCAUGUCCUCCUCCUGUCCCCCCUCAGGACUCUCCAGUGGAACCACGUCCUCCUCCUGUCCCCCCUCAGGACGCUCCAGAGGAACCACGUCCUCCUCCUGUCCCCCCUCAGGACUCUCCACAGAAACCAUGUCCUCCUCCUGUCCCCCCUCAGGACGCUCCAGAGGAACCACGUCCUCCUCCUGUCCCCCCUCAGGACGCUCCACAGAAACCAUGUCCUCCUCCUGUCCCCCCUCAGGAUGCUCCACAGAAACCAUGUCCUCCUCCUGUCCCCCCUCAGGACGCUCCACAGAAACCAUGUCCUCCUCCUGUCCCCCCUCAGGAUGCUCCACAGAAACCAUGUCCUCCUCCUGUCCCCCCUCAGGACGCUCCACAGGAACCUCAUCCCCCUGCUCUAGAGGACCAAAGCAGUAAUCGACUGGACUCCUCCCAGAAUGCCGCUGCUGUCCCCGGUACUCUCAGCCUGGACUCACUCCCACAGGACGGACUGAGUUUAAGCGAGGCCAUCUUGGCUCUGGCUCAGGAAGACUCCGGUGAGAGUCCAGCAGAGCCCGGCUCCUCCGCCGGACGUGUCGGACCGCCCAGAGGCGUCGGCGUCUCCGAGGAGAAGCUGCCGGAGAGGCUCAGUCGCCUCAACGUCACACCCAAGAAGAGCUUCAGUCCCGGGAAGAGACAGGAGGCGUCCGGCUCCGGGCCCUUCCUCCACGACGAGGACUCCAUGAUGCGCACGCUCAACGGUCUGAAGAGGAUCCCGGACGCCAUCAGCCCGCUCCGGAGCCCCGUGCACGGCGCCAAGAGGACCCUGUCCCACCUGCAUGGCAAGCCGGGACACGUGAAGAGCCUUCAGAAAGAAUUCUCCGGUCCGCCUCUCGAUGCCAGCUCGAAGAAGUUGGAUGUAAACAAAGAGAACAAGUAUCCCGGUUCUCCAGCUAACCGUGACGCGCCGAACCUGCCGGAUAAGGCGUCGGACCCGUCGUCGGGCCUCUCGGACACUGAGCUGGAGGAAGGAGAAAUUGUGAGUGAGCCUGACGAAGCGCCAGCCGGUUCUCCAGCUCCUGCAGCCAAGAGGGCGAAGUUAGCCCCGCCAGUGAAGAGUAAAGCCAGUCCUAAGUCUGUUCUGAAGAGGACACGAGAUGAGCGUGCUUCUAAGGAGAGCCGUGACACAGCGGCUGGCUCAACACCAAGUCCGAAGAGUCGAUUUAAAACGGUUCGGCCCGCAGCUACCAAGGCUUCCUUUUCCACCAUCGACGACAUCAUGGAAACAUUCAAGCUGGUUCGAACCGAGAUCCGGAAAAAGUACAUGAAACUGCAUAAAACCUUUCCCAAGAAGAGCUUCUAUGGCGUGAUGGACAACUUCCAGGAGUCCUUCGUGGACUUUGUAGACGGCGCUCAGUUUGGGGCGAUCUGCAGUCAUUCGGCAGACCUGAAGUCAAAGCUCAAGAAACUGAUCACGUCUGUGUUCAGCAAAGUGUCGAACAACGGCAUCGUGAAACGCAUCUUUGAACAGCAGGCAGUGGAUAUGAAGCAGAAGCUGUGGGACUUUGUGGACGCUCAGGUCAACUACCUGUUCCGGGAGAUCGAUGCGACGCUUCAGGGCCUCUGCAGGCCGAGUCAGAGCAACGACAAGAGGCCAGGCAGGCAGGAUAAACCUCCACGGUCUCCAACCAGGAAGCCUCACUGUCAGCAGACGGAAGCACCGUGUGCUGCCUUCAGCCUGAACCCCGCCAGGCCCUGCACGUACAAGAAAGGUCUGGGGAGCCGAGGGAAAGACAUCAGAAUCACAGAAAGAGAAGGGAAGGCUGAAUCGAAUCCUCCAAAUGAUGCAGCUGAGUUUUUACCUCCUAAAAAGCUCUCGACUCCUGAGAAGAGCAGGUCUGUAGCGGUCUCUCAGAACGGCCUGCUGGUUGAUAAAACCGACUUCCAGCUGCUCACAGAACAACAAGCCUCCAGUUUAACCUUCAACCUGGUGAGGGAUUCUCAAAUGGGAGAGAUCUUCAAGUGCCUCCUGCAAGGCUCCGACCUUUUGGAAAGCGGUGGAGACAACGGUGCCUGGACCCUCGCCUCUCCCAGGAAGGAUGGGGAGCGAUUCGUUAGCGUCGCCACGCCAACGAAGUUUGAUUCCCCAUCAAAACUGUUUUCCCCAACCAAACUAGACACUCCCACCAAGCUUGUUGCGGCAUGGGCGAGCAUUUCGCCUCGCAGGCUGUCUUCGCCACGCCUGAAAGACCCAGUCCAUCUGAACCCGGCUUUGUUUGAUGAGAGCUGCAUGCUGGAGCUUCCCUCGGACACUGCGGUCCAGCCACAGAAGUCCUUCUCCAUUCUGACGGAAGACCUAGCCGUGUCUCUCACCAUUCCCUCGCCUCUCAAAUCCGACAGUCACCUCAGCUUCCUGCAGCCGUCCGGCGCCGGCAUGCACCUCGUGUCCACGCCGGACAGCGUCAUCAGCGCACACAUCAGCGAGGACGCCCUGAUGGACGGAGAGGACGCUACGGAGCAGGACAUUCACCUCGCGCUGGACACCGAUAACUCCAGCUGCGACCCCAGCAGCAGCAGCGGAGCCUCGUCGCCGCUCGCCACCCCCUUCGUCUUCAAUCCCGACAAACCCAUGCAGGCGCUGGUGAUGGAGAAGUCCAACGACCACUUCAUCGUCAAGAUCCGGCAGGCCAAUGGAGGUAUCCCUCAGACCGACGAGGACAGUCUGGACCGAACCAUCACGGAAGAGGCACAACACGAGGAGCAAGACGUGACGGCUCUGGAAAGCCGAGAACACCAGGAGCAUGAUGGGACGGCUCUGGAAAGUCAAAGACACCAGGAGCGUGAUGGGAUGGCUCUGGAAAGCCGAGAACACCAGGAGCAUGAUGGGACGGCUCUGGAAAGCCGAGAACACCAGGAGCAUGAUGGGACGGCUCUGGAAAGCCGAGAACACCAGGAGCAUGAUGGGACGGCUCUGGAAAGCCAAGAACACAAGGAGCAUGAUGGGAUGGCUCUGGAAAGUCAAAGACACCAGGAGCAUGAUGGGACGGCUCUGGAAAGUCAAACAAACACAGGAGUUAUUGAAAGGUCUCAUGAAGAUUCCUGUUCCGGCAGUACUGUGCCUUCAGAGCCGAGUAUUUCUAACUUCCCUGAACGCUCUGCGAACAGUCAGACUACAGCCAAGCUGAAUGCCACCCUCACACACAAGGAGAGAAGGAAACUCAUGAAAGAAACUAUUCAUAAAAGAGAGAGAUCGUCUCAGAGCUCCUCCAGGAAUUGUUCUCCUGAUCCGUCUGUGGCAAAGCUGCCUGACGGGGGUUUAGAUGACAGUUUGGACACGAGCCGUCAAAACUCUGACUGCACAGUCAUUGCUGAAGAGAGUCGAGAAGGUCUUGGAAGAGAGGACAUACCUCCAGAAUGUCCCUCAGAGGUUCUCUCAGACGAGCCUCAGAAGACAGUCGGUUCAUCCACAGGAUCGGGUCCGGAUGUGCAGAAUCACCUCCGAGACUCCGACUGUGAUCAACAGGUUCAGACUGGAGCGUCGCUCACUUCAGACCCCAAGAGAGACGAGACGGACGUAUCCGAGUCCGAGAGGUGUCUCGCCAUCGCAGAGGACUCCAGCAGCUCACCACAAAAACCACAGACGAAUCACAACAAAAGCAGGAAGCGCAAGAAGCACCAGAAGAAAUCAAAGGCAAAGAGGUCCAAAGACGAGGAGAGCAGGAAGGACAAGGAGUCCCCGUCCUCGCUGGCGUCUCUGUCCCCCAACAGCCUCUCUGCCAAGAACGUGGUCCGGAAGAAGGGCGAGGUGGUGAUCGCCUGGACCAGAGAUGAAGAUCGAGCUAUUCUGAUCGCCCUGAAGACGGAAGGAGCUUCACGCGAGACUUUCUCUGCUCUGUCCGAGAGACUCCACAAACCCUCCGAGCAGGUCGCACACAGGUUUCACCAGCUGAUGAAGCUUUUUAGGAAGAUGGACUCUUGAUCUGGUCCCACUCCAACAGGGCUGAGCACAUCCUGCAGAAGAAGGAACGAGCAUGGGGGUCCAGGGUCCAGGGUCCCUGACAGGAGGGGUCCAGGGUCCCUGACAGGAGGGGUCCAGGGUCCCUGACAGGAGGGGUCCAGGGUCCCUGACAGGAGGGGUCCAGGGUCCCUCCUUGUGAUGGUCCACUGAGUUCAGGAGCCAUGAAGACCUGUCGUCAGCAGAAAUAUAGAGACUUUGGUCAAAUUUCAUUUUCCUCUCACUGCAUGAAAGGAAGAACUGCUCUGGAACCAGGUCCCCCCCCCACCCCCCAUCCUGAACCAGUCCCCCCUGGAACCAGGGCAGUCAACAAUAGCAUCGAGCCUUAAAACCAGAACCAGGUUUUUCUCGGUUUUUAAGACUGGACCGUUGACGACGGCGGCCGAGGAAACGUCAGCUCGCUGAUCACGAUCAGCUUCAUUCCUCGUCACUCGGACGUUGGCUGGAAGUCUUCCUCCUGUCGACCACUUCAUGUAUUGAACAGGUUUUCACCCGGGACUGACUUUCAGGAAAAGGAGUCUGGGGGCCAGAAUUUACCGCUGCCGCAUUCAGAGUAAUAAAGUAUUUAUUUUGAAGGUGAGGCCGCAGCGCAGUGUUUCUGCUUCCUCACAUCAGCCGCCUCAGAUUAUUUGAACAAACCUCACAGGAUAAUAAAUGCGAUCUUCGCUUUGCGGGCCGUGAUCGAUAAGUCCUGAAUGAAGCGAAGACUUCCUGCUGAGGAGGUUUUCCAGCUGCUGCUCUCUGGAGAAGACUUGACCUCGGCUCCUUCAUUCUGCGUGAUGUCUUGAAUUUGAUGAUGGUUGUUUGUGUGUUAAUUCCACGUGAAGGUUGUGAAAAUGUUUAGAAUUCUCUUCUUUUAUUAUAACGGAGCUUUUUAAAAAUCAGUUUGACUUAUCACCUCUGGAUUGUUUUGAAGUUGUGAAUAUUGUAAAUAGUUCUUUACUGAAAAUAAA